Anneissia japonica is the source of this 7956-nucleotide messenger RNA. Its product is annotated as zinc finger MYM-type protein 2-like. Bases 285 to 5477 code for a protein of 1730 amino acids. Lineage: Eukaryota; Metazoa; Echinodermata; Crinoidea; Comatulida; Comatulidae. The record is from RefSeq and is a predicted model, not a curated record. The transcript is spliced from 15 exons.
UCUUAUUUUAAUAAAUUUUACGCUUUAUUUUUCUUUAAAAAUAUGAAAAUGAAACAGCUUGGAAAACAUAUUCCGAGUAACUAAAUCGUGAAUGUAUUAAUUCCCGGAGACGCAUGUCUUAUGAAUAAUCAUUAGUUUAGGAUCCCUAUUUGCAUAGUGUUCGAGACUCGAAUACAUUGUGUUGUGGCGGAUCAGCUUGAACCUUUAAGUUCGAUGAAUGUGAUAGGUAAGCGUGAUCCAUUUCAAAAUACUAAACAUGAGGGCUUUAGCAUCUUUUAAACAAUAUGGAAUUUGAAGGAAGUAGUGAUACCACAGGGAAAGCUGUGAUUGAAAAUGGCACCCCCACUGAGGAUGAACAUAAUAUUUGUGAUGAUGUUCUCGACAGUGAUGCCAAAUACCAUGAGGAGAAAAUGGACAUUUCCGAGGAAAUGGAUAUCUCCGAGAAAAUGGAUACCUCUGAGAAAAUUGACAACCCUGAGAAUAUAGACAUUCCUCUGAAAAAAGACAUCCCUGAGAAAAUGGAUACUUCUAUUCAAGAAGCAGAAAGACAAACUUUCGCAGUGGAAAAAGAUGUCAUCAAAGAGGGAGACAACACUACUACUACCUCAAGUGAAACCGAUCCGAACCAUGAGAACACUGAACAGAGCAAACUCAGUGCAUCAGUAGCAGAACAGUCUGCUGUUUAUAUGACAAUUAAGCCAGACCCUCAUCCAGAACCUAUGGAUUCCAAAGAGGAUGAGAAACCUGGAGAACCAUUAAAAAAUCAGCAGAAAGAUACUACUGAAGAAAAUACUGGGGAAAAUUUACCAUCGGUAGAAAACCAGAGGGAUGUAUCCAUUGUAGAGUCUACUGUAAAAGAUGCCACGGAGGAACAUGCUGUACUUCAACAAGAAAUUCUAGAUAUAGAAAUUAAGAAAAAGGCAUUAGAUGAAGUUAUCAAUGAGCAGAGCAGUUCUGACAAUCAAUCGACCAAGGGAUUAGAGUCGGAGGAAACCAAAGAUACGGAAUUCAGCAUGGAAACAUCACAAGAUACUAAAGAUUCCAAAGAGGGCGAGAAACUUCCUGAAGAACCUUCAAAAGACCAGCAAGAAAAUGCUGAUGUAGCGAAUUUAUCACUGGGAGAAAAUCUGAGGGUUGAAUCCAUGGAAGAAUCUACUGUAGAAGGUAAUUUCACAGACAAGAGUUCUUUACCUCAACAGGAAAUUUCAAAUAUAGAAAUUAAGAAAGAGGCAUUAGAGGAAGUUAUCAAUGAGCAGAGCAGUUCUGAAUGUCAGCCAGCCAAGGGAUUAGAGUCAGUGGAAUCCAAAAGUAAUGAAAGCAAUGUGGAAACUUCGCAAGACAUUAAAGAAUUCAAAGGUGAUGAGAAACUUACUACUGAAACUUCAAAAACUCAGCAGGAAAAUACUGAUGGAGAGAAUUCAUCAGGAGGAAACCAGAGGGUUAUAUCCACUGAAGAAUCUAAUGUAAAAUUGAAUGUCACAGACAAACAUGCUGUACCUCAACAGAAAAGUAUUAAGAAAGAAAUAAAUAUUAAGAAAGAAGUAUUAGAUGUAGCUUAUGAUGAGCAGGAAAGGUCUGUCACUCAAUCAACCAAGGGAUUAAAGUCAGUGGAAACCAAAGGUGUGGAAAGCAAUGUGGAAAAUUCAGAAAACACUAAAGCAAAUACUAUUAUUAAGGAGGAACAGCACACUGAUAUCGAGAAGACAAGCCACAGAGGGUCGAUCAUUAGUAAUAUUGUUUCCAGAUUGGCAACUGUUGGCCCAAAAUCACAAACUUUGAAAGCACAAGAGGAGAAUACUGGCAAGAGUGUUGAAGAACGUGCAAGUUCCUCAAUUCUAGGCAGACAUGUCAAAGGUGAUCAGGAACGUGAACAUAUUAGGAAGUCACCUGGAUCUGCAAGGAAGUUGCCAGUGUUAGCCCCGCUCCAAAAAAUUGAGGAAGUUAUUGUAAUUAAUGAUGAUAGCACCGCCGCUUCUACACAGCAAGAUCACCAAAGUCGCAUCUGCUCAAACUGUUGUCAAGCGAUUGCUGAGCCUUUUGUUGGCAAAUGGACAACAAUGACAGUAUCUGGUCAGCUGAAGCAGUUCUGCUCAGUUUCUUGUAUGAACAUUAGCCCAACACAGCUCACACUUUGCUCUUACUGUAAAAAAGACCUGACAAAGGACAAGGUGGGUGCCCCAAGUGGACCCAAGGAUAAAUUCCUCGAGUUCUGUUCUCAUGAAUGUGUCCUCUCGUAUGAGGAACGCAAAAAGGCUGGUAACUACUGCUAUUGUGCUGUUUGCUCCAGUUUGGUUAAUAUAAAGCAGUACAAAUAUAGCCUCAAGAUGAAAGGAAAUCUAUUUCGCCUUUGUUCUCCCAAAUGCCAGAAGGCAUUUAUGAAAAUAAAUCAUGUUCAGCCUGUGAAGGUUUGCAGUGAAUGUAAGAACAAAUUCACACAGGAGGGUAUAUCCAAGGAAGUGAAUGGCGUCAAGCAACUUUUCUGCUCUACCCAUUGCCAGACUCAGAACAACUCAGUGCCAAAUAACUACACAAACUGCCUUAUUUGCAAAAAGAUAAGCAGCUCAAAACAACUAACAGAAGUUGAAGGCCCAGAUGGAGAGAAAUUUCUUGUCUGUAUUGGUCUGUGUGUUACAAGGUUGAUGCACAGGUUGAAAACACGCGACAUAUCACUCCUACCAAAGGAAUCUAAUGUGGGAACCAACAAGAAUUCCCAAAGUUUUGUGACACGUACACCGGGAUCUACAGUACCCUCAUCGAUACCAGCACCAGCUGUUGCUAAGGACUCCCAACAACAAGUUGCAAAUACCCAGUUGGGUAAAUCGAGUACGUAUGCUACCAAUUCUGUUAAUUGUAACCACUGCAAUGUAUACCAAGCUCCUCUGUACCACCUGACGAUGAGCGAUAGUACAGUAAGGAAUUUCUGUUCGUACCCGUGUGUGAUUGGCUUCCAGUCACAGUUUAAUAUGCCACCAGUCACACUGCCUCAGGAGGAGCUGAAGUUACAAUGUGAAUCAUGUCUUAAAGGCUUUACUGGAAAACCUGUCACUCUGUCUUGGAAGAAUGAAGUUCAUUUUUUCUGUAGUGAAAACUGCUCUGCUACUUACAAAAAGACACAUUGUGUUAUAAUACUCUGUGAUAAUUGUAUUGAGGAACGUAUUCAUCAUACAACAAUCUACUUCUCAGGCAAGGAACGCAACUUUUGCAGUGAAGGAUGCCAGAUGCUUUACAAGCAAAGCUUUACCCAAAAGCUAGGUCUUCGCUGGUGCAUUUGUAGUUAUUGCUCUCAAAUCGGACCAACUGUUAUUGAAAAGAAAAGUGAAGGACUUUCUAUCAAAUUCUGCUCCAAGAAAUGCAGAGAAGAUUAUGAUAAGUGGCAAAAACAACUUGUUAAGUGUGAGGGAUGCAAACAGCAAGGACGCCUUCUGACGGAAACUUUCAUGUGGCGAGGAGAGGUGAAGAAAGUCUGCAAUCAACUUUGUCUGUUACUGUUCUACACACAGCAAGACAUUCCAAAUAUGUUGACUGAAACUCAACAGAAUCUCCAAAAUGGAAAACAAACCACCAAAGUUGCUCCCAGCAUUCCUGUUAUUUCCAAUGUUGUUUCCCUGGCCUCAGAACAGAAUUCUGGAAUCAAGAAAAAACCAGUUGAGAUGGUGACUAAGCAGACUCAAAUUACUACCACACCUAUACAGCCAAAGCCAGUGCCGAUACCCAGUCUACCGCCACCAAAACAAGUACGCAACAAGAUGACCCUGUGUAAACCUAUCCAGCAAACUAAGUCCACAUACUGCAAGCCACUGACUAUUACAAAGGAAACAAAUACAGAAGGAGAUUGGCGCCCGAAGCUAGUGGUGGUUCCAAUCCCUGUACCAAUAUACGUACCAGUACCCAUGCAGAUGUAUACCUCACCGGUGCCACACCCAUUGGGUAUCCCCACACCUGUACCCAUACCAAUGUUUCUUCCUGUCACCACCGAUAAUGCUGAUAAGCUGAUAGAGACCAUCAAGGACAUAAAGAAUAGAACACCAUCAGACCCUCUGGAAGCUGAGCUUCUUGCUAUGGCAGAUGCUAUCGCUGGCAAUGAUGUAAAAACCGAUGUAACACCGAUUGAUGACCCUGCUUCACCGUUGAUAGAUACCACAGAAAUGUACACAGAUGACAUAGGACUUUUGACGGAGGAAGAGGCUGUACCAACUUGCGAAGAACCUGUCACGGAUGAAGCAACUAUCCACCAGUUGGAACAAGACAUACUGGCAUUGUCCAAUGCAAUGACAGGGGAUACCAUUCCAGAGAAAUCAGAAAAAACUUCAGAAGGAGUGGUGUCUCGCUUAACAAGAUCUGGUAGACAACCCACCAAGGCAGAAGUUAAGCAGCCUAGCCCAACAAAAAAACGAAAACGGGCAGGCCAACGAUCGUCUACUCGAAACAAACGUACAAAAGUAGAUAGUGAAAGCGAGGAAGAAAAUGAAGUUGAAGAAAAUGAGAAAGUUGUUGAUAAACAAGCCGUCGAGGAGAGACACUAUACAAUUGGGAUUGGCGCUUAUAAAUUGUGGGUGGCAACCAAGAACGCGGAACUAAAGCAGAAGUCGCAACAAGGAGGCAAAGCCUUCUCAUUCAAAGUGGACAUCCUGGCUAACACUUCAGAUGAACUAAGUUACACCCUCUGCCACUUUGUCAAAGAAGCACGACAGCCAAACGGCGAUGAGUACCCACCUCCCCUACUCUUUUACAUCCUUCUUACCAUCCAGCAUCAUUUAUUCAACUCGGGUCAUCCAGAUAACAUCUUUACAGACCUAAUUUUCUCUCGUUUUAUGCAGUAUCUGAUGGAGAAGAUAAAACUAUGGCAACCAGAAUUUAAGCCCGGAUCUCCUGUGGUCAUUAACAGUAACAUAACUGAGGAGUUGAUGUGGGAAUGUAAGCAACUUGGAGCUCAUUCCCCUUAUGUUCUGCUGAACACAUUGGUUUAUUUCAACACAAAAUUUUUCCUCUUGAAGACUGUUCAGGAUCAUAAGGAUCUUCUAUUUGGCAUGAUGUUCAAGGAUUGGAAAAAGAGUGGACUGAAAAACAAAAUUGUCUGCUUACGAUAUUUUCCUACCAGGCUGCGAAAAAAACUUGAAGCAACCACCUGUAAAAUUCAAAAGAGGGAUUUAUUAGAAAAGAAUUAUUUGGAGCAAACAGAAAAUCUUGAUAAUCCUCUUCAAUGUCCUGUGAAGCUGUAUGAAUUCUACCUAUCGAAAUGCCCUGAGUCUGUAAAGGGCAAACAAAAUUCACUGUACUUAAUUCCUGAGAGGAUGUGCAUUCCAGACAGUCCGGUAUGGUAUUCCAGUUGCGUAGCGGAAGAUGCCUUGCUGGAGAAGAUGCUGGCAAAGACGCUGAUGGUUAAAGACAUCCACGAAUACUGGGCAGAGAAGGGUAACAAGGCUGACGAUGAUGAAGAUGGUGAUGAUGACUAUGUGCCAGAAGACGAUGACAGUUAAACCAAGUAGUCAAUUGAAAGAAAGUUGGUGUAGAACCAGUGGCGGAGCUAGCAUUUCCCCAGCGGCAGAGCAACACCCCUGACAGGCAGGGAUAGAGUUGUGUUUGGGCCAUUGAGAAAAUUUUUGAAAAUAAUAAGCCGCUAGACACUCAUACAGGGCAUCUUGACAUUUAAAAUAUAAGUCUAUUUCGUGAAUACUUACCUGGAUAAACAAACUAAUUGCCAUUGUUCCCAAAAUGGAACACACCUUAAAAUAUAAUUUUUUUCUAUCUACCAACUUUUUUCUAUCUUCUAACUUCCAUGAUGGGGACUGGUAGCCCCUCCUGGUCCCCCAUAGCACUGCCACUGUAUAGAACAUUAGUGGGUUAUAAUCAGGUUGUAUAAAAACAAAAAUGAAAUUUGAAUAAUGAAUUGUACAGUAUAAAUGAUCUUUGAUAGUAGAAAAUAGUACAAAAUGAAUUAUUUGUGAUUAUGAGGAAGUGGUGGUGGUGGCGGAUAGAGGAAUUGUGCAUACACUAUAAGUACUGUUGCCAGUAUCAAUUAUACAGAUGUACACAAAGUUUUAGUAGAUAGUAAAUGAUUCUGCCUUGAGUUAAAACAAAAGUAGCUUUGAUGUGAAUUAAUUUCAUCAUUUCAUAAACAGCUCAAUGAAUUACCACGAUGAAAAAGGUAAUUUGAAUACUGAAAUAAAAUUUACAGUAACCUACACAAACCUAAUGGUGAUAAUAAUACGAAUGGCUAUAUUUAAACAUAAAUACCUCUUACUCUACAGUUUUAAUUUGUACAAUUUUAAUUUUUGUUAAUAAAAUCUUUUUGAAGUAAUACUCUGGUUAAUUCAAUACUUUUGUUAGUUUGAUGAAUUUUCAAUUUUAUCGUAGCUAUUCAUGUACUUUAGGAGUAGUGGAGUAACAUUUGGGAGCUGGUCUACAGUCUACAAGUUAAAGAUGUUAUCUGCUGUAGACUACAGCAGUGACUUGAGCAUGUGGACCCAAUGACCUGGGAAAAAAGGCUUUGUUUUUAAACAUAAAGGCGCUAUAUAACUGAAUAGAUAAAUACUGUAAAUAAAUAAAAAUAGAAAUUCCCUUCAUCAAUAUAGGUAAAAAAAUUCACAUUCCAAUGCAAUAUACAUACCUUGGUCAUUAUGUGCUACAUAGAUAUUUAAUAUUAUUCAAUAAUGAUAAUUUUACCUUGGUCAUAUUAUUAAGAAAGUCUUAAUUAUUUUAAUACUCUUUGUUCUACAGUUAUCAAUUAUUGUCGCUCUUCAAUUGAUAUUGUGAUGUGAUUCUGUCAGUUGGUAAUUCUGAUUGUUAUCUGUUGUUUUGGUAAUGGGUCGCUAGGCGUUAGAUCCACCAAUACAGUUUCUGGCAGCCUGUGUUGGUAAUUCAAAAACAUUGACAAUUACCAUAACAGUAAAGUCACAUUCCAAUCAGCCUAGUAGUAAGCAUUGUAAAUUAAUAUCCUGUACAUAUUUUUUUUUUUUUUUUGUACUUAAGAAGCCAUUAUUCUACUGUAUAUUUUAAUUUUGUUUGUUCAUAUACUAGUUUUGUAGGUUGUUUUGUUUGUAUUUGUAACUUAAUUAUUUUGAUUUGAUUUCUUUACAUGUACAUCAAAAUACAAUAUUGAAGCAUGGUUGAAGUAAGCUUUAACAUCAUAAAGGCCUCUGCAGACUAACAAAUUUUAUUUGACAAAAACAUGCGACAUGUCUAAGUAUGGUGACAUCACAUGACAUCACAUUACGACCAUAUAUAGGCACAUCAUGACUAUAUAUGGGCAUACAACAGAUAUUUGUCAAAUAAAAAAUGUUAGUCUGGAUGGAACUUUAGUUUGCUUUCAAAGAUUUUGUUUAGUUAGUGGAUUUCAAAUAAUAUUAAUAAUGUUAUACAGUAUCUUCCAAAUAGGUGCAUUUUGAUCACACUCAACCUUGAGGUUGUGUUGUGGCCAAGGCCAUAUGAUUUUGAGCAAGCUAUAUCUGAAAUCAUCUAUCUCCAUUUGGAGUAUAGUAUGAUUUAAUAACAUUGCAUCAAUGCUGAAAGUAUUGCGCUAUAAAAUCCAAUACAGUACAAUUGAACUAUUGUCUCAUCCAUUUACCUACUUGUGUAUUGCUGCUUCUUUUAGUUUCUCGUGUUACAUUCACCCCAAUAAUAAUCUGAAAUAUAAGACGCUAUAGAUGUUCUCGGGAGUGACGGAAAAUGCUUGCUUUUCAAAAUCCCAAUGAAUGUACUGUAAUCAGUGGCUGUAACACAGACGUUCCUCGUUUGUCAUUGGGGCAGCAACAGAAUGUAGAUAAAGACCCUGCACAUGAACGUCAAAUAGAGGAGAGAUUAUAAUAUAACAAUAUGUAUUCAAGUAAUCAUAAGAAGAGAUGAUGUCUAAAUCAUUCUUAUGUCAUCUUAAUGAUUUCAAAAUCGGGAUCAUGUUUACUGAUUGACUAUGUUGUACUGCUUAAAUAUUUUGGGUCAAAAUAAUAAUAGUUUAAAAAA